Molecule: messenger RNA, 1528 nt
Organism: Candidula unifasciata
Lineage: Eukaryota; Metazoa; Mollusca; Gastropoda; Stylommatophora; Geomitridae
Source: the annotation of a GenBank genome assembly
AUGUAUAGUACCCAAGUGGGAUCUAAACGGCCAAGGGGAUUCAGUGAUGUUCCUGAUGGCUGGAACAGUGGGGAGGAUAUGAGCAACAGUGGAGAUGGAAUGUCUGAGACCAAGAAGAAAAGACGGAGUCGAUGGAACACUGAUAACGAUGACAAGAUUGUUAUUCCAGGCAUGCCUACAGUUCUUCCUCCAAACUUGACAGAAUCCCAGCAGCGACUUUAUGUUCUUCAGCUACAAAUUGAGGAAAUUACCCGUAAGCUGAGAUCAGGGGAUCUGGGGAUUCCUGCUAACCCAGAGCAAAGGUCCCCUUCUCCUGAACCCAUCUACAACAAUGAGGGCAAGAGGAUGAACACUCGGGAGUACAGGACACGCAAGAAGUUGGAGGAGGACCGGCACAGGCUCAUUCAGGAGUCGAUGAAGCUGAAUCCUGACUUCAAACCACCUAGUGACUACAAGCCGCCAAUUAUUCGAGUCAAUGACAAGGUUAUGAUACCCCAAGAGGAACAUCCAGAGAUUAACUUUGUGGGACUUCUUAUUGGACCACGAGGCAACACUUUGAAAAAUCUAGAGAAGGAUACUGGAGCCAAAAUCAUCAUUAGAGGCAAAGGUUCUGUGAAAGAUGGAAAGAUUGGACGUAAAGAUGGGCAGCCUUUGCCUGGAGAAGAUGAGCCGCUGCAUGCGUAUGUGACUGCCAACAACCCAGAGAAUGUGAAGAAGGCUGUAGAAAAAAUCAAGGAGAUCAUCAAGCAGGGCAUUGAGGUCCCCGAGGGGCAGAAUGAUCUAAGGAGGCAACAGCUGCGAGAGCUGGCGCUACUCAAUGGAACCCUGAGGGAGAACGAUGGAUUAGCGAAACUGCGUCAGAUUGCAGAAAGUCAAACAAUUGUAACCAACACGAUCGUGUGUACAAUAUGUGGAGGAGCAGGCCACAUUGCUCAAGACUGCAAGCAGAAAAGGCCGGGAGACACAUUCCGGAUGCAGCAGAUGCAGAAUCCAGCAGAAAGGGCUAAGAUGGAUAGUGAGUACAUGUCCUUGAUGGCAGAACUUGGAGAAGGACCGCCACCACCCCCUAAGUCAGAGCCAACCAAUUAUGCUCCCCCAGUCUAUGGUCGCACCCUGUUGUCACAUCCACCUCCAAAUCCUAUGGCGAUGAAUGCACCGUGGCAGAUGAACAACAGACCUCCCAUGGGACCUCAGAUGUCUGUUCCCUUAUUGAAUCGACCUCCAAUGGGCAUGCCGCAGGCAGCCCCUCAGAUCAACCCCAUGGGCCGCCUGCCCCCACCCUACAUGUCACAGACCAUGCAGCUACCUCCCGGCAUGCAGCCACCUCCCGGAAUGAUGCCUCCGCAAGGAGUGGCACAGCCUCAACAGCCCCCACCCAUGAUGGGAGGAAUGGCAAACAUGCCUUACAUGCAGCAGCAACAGCAGCAGCAAGGGCCUGGCAUGAUGAGACCUUGGCAGUCGGCCCCAGUGAGCCAGCCCCAGAACAUGAUGUCGGUCAACAACACAAUGACCAGCACCAACUCUUUAG